UGCACUGUAGAAGUAUGGGUUGCCAUAGUAGUCCUUUAAAAUGCGCAUGCGUGUGAAAACCCACGAAUAUCCUUAACAUCUUGCGUUUAUUUGACGUCAGAGGAUAGCGUUGUACAUGUAUUAAUACAUAAAUAAGUGCAUGUACAAGUUUUAAAAAAUAAAUAUUUCCAUUGAAACCAAGUUAUUCAAUUUCAGUGAUCCUUUCAUUAAAUUUCAAAAAUGAAAUUAACUCUACGGCGUUACGCGGUAUUACUAUGCCUUCAAUUUACCUGCUUGCUAUUCGAUUUGUUUUUCAAUACUUUUGCACAUUUUUUUCUUCCCUCGAAAAUGCAGUUUUCAAUACUGCUCUUUGUCUGCCAGGAUAUUGUGAUUAUCUGCGAAUAUGUCCUUAUCACCUUUACUGUACAUUCCACUUGUGUUUAUCAGGUCGGCGGCGCCUCGGUAAUUUUGCGUAAUUGCAAGUUCUUUUUGCUCACAAUUCUUACAUACUUCCUGCUUUCGGCUGCGCAGCAUUUUUGGAUUAUUUACAAUAUGAUAGCUGAGCCAACAACAAGUUGGUCACAUGCUUUGAUCGUUUUGGCUUUUGUGCAGCGACUUGUAUCUCUAGUUUAUUAUCAUGCUUGCAAGGAAACGGCUUUAACGGUAUCGGAUCCUCGAUAUUAUGAGGAAAAUAUUGAUUGGAUUGCUGAGCAGUUGAGCUACAAGUAAUUCAGGACAUGCUGGGUUAUGUAUUGAAUUUCGCUGUUAAAUGUUGACACAAAUAAAUGUAGAUUAAAAAAAAACCG
Ceratitis capitata (Mediterranean fruit fly) is the source of this 785-nucleotide messenger RNA. Its product is annotated as transmembrane protein 138. Gene Ontology annotation, cellular component: cilium. NCBI's taxonomy places the organism in Eukaryota, Metazoa, Arthropoda, Insecta, Diptera, Tephritidae. The coding region runs from base 220 to 708 and encodes 162 amino acids. The record is from RefSeq and is a predicted model, not a curated record. The transcript has 4 exons.